Phaeodactylum tricornutum CCAP 1055/1 is the source of this 1122-nucleotide messenger RNA. RefSeq lists its product with no specific name. Lineage: Eukaryota; Bacillariophyta; Bacillariophyceae; Surirellales; Neidiaceae. Bases 76 to 1122 code for a protein of 348 amino acids. The transcript has a single exon. The record is from RefSeq and is a predicted model, not a curated record.
CGCUGCAAGGCAUUGCAUUUCGCCCUCAUCCUGCGAUUUCAAUUGUGGGUUUGGCUCUCGCCAAAAGAAAAUCAAAUGAAAAAGCGACGACAAACAGCGCGGGUCGCACCAGGCUUGUUGUUUGUUGUGAUCGGUUUCCGGCUGUGUGACGUCGCGGCAUGGAUGCCGUUGCAGUUACCUUCUCGAAAGACCACAGCGCAACUAAUGGUAGGAAAUUUUGGCGGAGGAAAUGAAAAGGGUGCAAAGCUGUCAACCUUGCCGAGGGACGUCAAGGAAGCCGUAAAAAGUUGCCGUGAAGCGACGCAAGAAGCUCUCAAGAAUCGUAUAAGUCGUAUGGAUAUUGAGUUUCCAGUGGGUGCCAAAUUCAACAUAGAAAAGGGCGAAGCAAGACGCAAUGCAGGAGAGACUCCUACAAAGGACGAACUAGAUCGAUCUGACCGCGAACUUGCACGUUUAUUCGUUGACAUGUUCCAACCCGUGGGUGGCGAUCGGAUCGCUGUGGUCUUUGCGGACGUGAGUGCUGCCGACAAGGCUCGCAAAACGUGGAAGGGAGAUACGACGGCAAUAUGCAAUAUUGUCUCACUGGAUCGCCGAAAAUCACAGGCGAGCAAAAAGAAAAAGAAAAACUCAAAAGGUUUCGCUGCCAAGCUAGCUGCGGAGGUCGAAGGCGAAAUGGACAUGUCAGGGCCGUUUCGCUUGCCAGGAAAAACGGAAGUAGCCUUGUUUGUAGCUCCCGGUCCGAAAGAGCUGAUUACAGUUGAAAAGAUAUGUCAGGAAGUUGGUAUGGAGACACUUGUCGUCCUUCUCAACGCACGGCUAUCGGCAGUAUCGAAUUUUGGUUCGGCCGCAACAGCGGAGCUUUUCUUAGGCAAAUUUGAGUCUGUCUUCAGCUUGACGGCGGGCCCGCAAGAUGCGGCGCCCGGAUGUUUGCUCUAUCGCGCGUAUCCAGGUCGCUGGGUGGUGGCACGAAAACCUGCGGUAGGUCAACCGAAGGCAGUAUUGGAGCAGUCUGAAAAACCGACUCCGGACCAAGUACGAGUUGCUUUUGAUACAUUGGAAUUGACAGAUAUUGAGAAAGGAGUUGAGAGUGCUAUUGAGAACGUCGCUGGAUGGUUUCGCUAG